Drechmeria coniospora is the source of this 1320-nucleotide messenger RNA. RefSeq names its product lipid particle protein. Bases 1 to 1320 code for a protein of 439 amino acids. Gene Ontology annotation, molecular function: monoacylglycerol lipase activity. The record is from RefSeq and is a predicted model, not a curated record. Lineage: Eukaryota; Fungi; Ascomycota; Sordariomycetes; Hypocreales; Ophiocordycipitaceae. The transcript has 3 exons.
AUGGAUUACACGGGCGGCAGCCCGAAAGCUGAGCAUCUCUGUGUCCUCGUCCACGGCCUCUGGGGGAACCCCAACCACAUGAAAAACAUUGCCAAAUGCCUACGAUCGCAAUACCCACCCGACGAGCUGUACAUGCUCCUUGCCAAGCGCAACAGCGGAAGCUUCACCUACGAUGGUAUUGAGCUGGGCGGCGCCCGCGUCUGCGCCGAGAUUGAGGAGGAGAUUCGCUCCAUCGAGAGUCGAGGCGGCAAGAUUACCAAGCUCAGCAUCAUAGGAUACUCCCUCGGCGGACUCGUUUCGCGCUACGCCGUGGGGCUGCUCUACGCCAAAGGAAUCUUGGAUACGCUUGAUUGCAUGAACUUUGUCACAUUCGCGUCUCCCCACCUCGGCGUUCGCUCCCCCCUCAAAGGCUGGCAUAACCAUGUAUGGAACGUCAUAGGAGCUCGGACCUUGUCCAUGUCGGGACGCCAACUGUUCACCAUCGACAAGUUCCGCGACACCGGCCGGCCACUGCUGUCCGUGCUCGCCGAUCCCGCCUCGAUAUUCAUGCGCGGCCUCCGCAAGUUCAAGAGGCAUACGCUCUACACCAACAUCGUCAACGACAGGAGUGCCGUCUACUACACCACCGGGAUCCAAAAGACGGAUCCGUAUCGGCGAAACCUGGAGAACAUCAAGGUCAACUACCUCAAAGGCUGCGAAGGCGUCAUCCUCGACCCUGCCAUGCCCAUUGUGCCGCUUCCUAAAGUGUGCCGGCCUGCCACCUUUUCAUCCGUCACGGGCCUCCUCCUACGCUGGACGAAGCGCAUUCCGUUCAUGGUCAUGAUCGCCGUCUUCGUCCCCAUCGGCACCGUCGCCUUUCUGUGCAACUCGGUCGUGCAAACGAUCCGCAGCUCCGGCCGGAUAAAGCAGCAUGAGACGGGCAGGGGAAGCUUCAGCAUAGCAGAAUACCGCGUGCCGCUGCUCAUCAAGGAGCUCCGCGGCGAAGUCGAGAACGCGUACGAGGCGCUGAACAGCUCGCAGAAUCAGGACUACUUGGCCACCGAAGACGAGGACGACGACUAUGACAUGGAACCGGAAGAGAGGAACCUGAUGAGGCGCGAGCGGAGGCUGUCGGUGCCGACACAGCCAACGUUGGCAUUGGCACCAUAUCAGUUCGAGAUGAUACGCUCUCUAGACUCGCUCAACUGGCGCAAGUAUCCCGUAUGGAUCCACAACGACCGACACGCGCAUGCCGCCAUCAUCGUCCGUAUGGCGAAGAAGACAUUCGACGAGGGGUGGAUCGUCUUGAGGCACUUUGUCGACGGCGAAUUUUUAAUAUGA